Mya arenaria is the source of this 4277-nucleotide messenger RNA. RefSeq names its product glycoprotein endo-alpha-1,2-mannosidase-like. Gene Ontology annotation, molecular function: alpha-mannosidase activity. The record is from RefSeq and is a predicted model, not a curated record. Gene Ontology annotation, cellular component: Golgi apparatus. NCBI's taxonomy places the organism in Eukaryota, Metazoa, Mollusca, Bivalvia, Myida, Myidae.
GUUACAGACAGCUGUCUGUCAAAAAAGAUCAAGAUAAUAAUAAUGCUGCAGGAGGAAAAGAUGUGCUCUUGAGGUACACCUAUGCUGGUUACACUGCAAUUAACCAAAAAUGAAAGAGUGACUCGACCAUAACUUGGAACAGAUAUCCAGCCAGAGUUUCCAUUAGUAUGUUUCUAUUUAAAAGGAAAUGCCGUUUUCUUAAGGUGUUAUUUGCAGUUGCUUUAUCAGUGACUUGCCUGAUGGGAAUGAUGUUGUUAAAAACAGCACAUUAUGGCAAUGAAACUGGUGUGCAUCAGUGGGGAUGGAAUUUCAGUGGCAUCACAAACAAUCAUAUUUAUGUGCUUAAACAUCCAAGAAACAUUUUUCCAGCUAUUAUAAAUCAUAAAUCAUUUACCCAAAAUCGUUCACAUAAAAGUAACAUUGAUGUGCUUGAGCAACACAAACUCUCCUAUUUAACUGAGAUUUCAUCAAAUAAAUAUAGUUCUCAUGUCAGCAAUACUAUUGUGGAGCAAGAAGGUGAAGACAAAUCUGUUGCGAAUUGCAUUGAAAUGGAUAUUGACAAUACAAUAGAACCAAACCAGAAUGUUCACACCUUUUACUACCCCUGGUAUGGAAACCCUGGACAUGACGGACGAUAUCUGCAUUGGAACCAUGUCCAGAUUUCCCACUGGGACAAAAACGAGGCGAGGAAAUGGCCACAGGGUCAGCAUGAGCCGCCGGAUGAUGUGGGCUCUAACUUCUACCCUCAGCUUGGCCCCUACAGCUCCUCUGAUCCAGGCACCAUCAGUUGCCACAUGCGCAUGAUGAGAUAUGCUGGCAUAGGUGUGUUGGCAGUAUCAUGGUACCCACCAGGUGAUGGGGACCAGAACGGACUUGACCCAGACACCCUCCUUCCUCUACUGCUGGACACUGCAUACACACACGGUCUUAAGGUUGCCCUUCAUGUGGAGCCCUUUAAAGGCAGGGAUCAUCUGACCAUGAAAUCACAACUUCGCUACAUCAUGGAAAAAUACGGCCCACACCCAGCGUUCUACAGAACGAGUGUAGGGGACAAGCUCAACCUACCCCUGUUGUAAUAUGAUUCUUAUCUCACCAGUGCCGACAAAUGGGCGGAGAUUAUGAAACCUGGGGGACGUGAAACAGUCAGGGGAACCGAACUAGAUGCUAUAUUUAUAGGACUGCUUGUAGAGAGAACGCAUCAAAAUGAAAUCCUGAAGGCAGGUUUUGAUGGUUUUUAUACAUAUUUUGCUUCAAAUGGGUUUGUGUAUGGAAGCACAUGGAACAACUGGCCAUUGAUGUCAAAGUGGGCAAAGUCCAACAGGUUGUUGUUUAUACCCAGCGUUGGACCGGGGUAUGUUGACACAGAGGUGAGACCAUGGAACCAGCGGAACACUAAGCUGAGGCUGGAUGGGAAGUAUUACAGGCAAUCUGUGGAGAAUGCCUUGAGUACAGGCUCCACAUUUGUAUCUAUAACAUCGUUUAAUGAAUGGCACGAGGGUUCACAGAUUGAGCCAGCAGUGAAAAAGCUUGCUCCGUCACGCAAGUACGAAGACUAUGGUGUUAAGGGGCCACUGUUUUACUUAGAUCUCACUAAGGAGUGGGUUCAAAGGUUAAGGGGAUGAUAUAUACAAAUAAUCAUUUUUAGUGCAAAAACAAGUGUUUGUUUUUUUUGGUUGUUAAGCUUUGGUUGUUUAACUGAUCAGUUUUUAAAAGAAAUCAUUUAUAAAGUGGUUUUGACAUCCUCAUUAUCAAAUUACUAUAUUGAUGCCAUGAUGGUAUCAUAUUGCAAGACUUUUGAGAUAAUUAUAUUUAAUGCCAGUUUUUGUAACUAUAUAUUGGUGCAAAGCUAUUUAACUUUGUGUCAAAACAGUAUUUGCUUUUACAAAUCAAAAUAUUCCCAAUGCUGUGAUAACAUUUCUUAAUCCAAUUGUAUUGAAAGUUUGAUUGGCAUUAAUUUAUUGGCCUUUCAAAACUGAUUUUUUGUACAGUGUAAACUGCUGUGUUAUUUUAUGUUUGAUUUAUUUUUGUUAAAGGGAAAUCUCGUAUGGUGUCAGGGAAUCAGAAUGUCUUGAUAAGCUGCAUUUUCCUGUUCAGUGAUCUUCCCAUUGAGGCACUAGGAGUUGUUUUCUCCAACUUUAUUUUGUUUGUCCAUGGAUAAAAUUAAUGUAAUCAGUAGUUCUUUUUUUAAUUUAAAAUAAGUUUUAUCAACAAAGAGCUUUUAUUGGGGUAUCACAAAGUGUACCACAAUUAUUAUCAUGUAUCUUGUGCAUCUUGCAUUAAAAACGAUUUUUUCAAUAGUUCAAGAAGAACCAGUAUAAACUGUGAUUUAAGACCACCAAAUCUGUUAUAAAAUGCUGUAGACUUAUAACCAUCACAGCUUCUUGUACACAAAUGCCAUCAGCUCAGUAUAACUUUUAUCAUUACAUAUCAUUUUUAUUUUCAUUUUGUCUGUAUUCAGUCAGUUUUAUCUUAUUUUAUACAUGAUGUGUUCACAAGAAUGUUUUAAUAUUGCCAUGUGUUUCAUUGUUAUUUGAGUUGUAAGUUGGUAAAACAGUUGGAUUUGAUAACAAGAAUGAACUUCUUGCCCCAAUUUCUUGUAAGUUCUUAAGGAUAAGAAGCCUAAGUAGCUUAUUUCAUUAAGGCAAAUUUCUUACUUAAUUUUUAUUUUAAUAAAUAAAAAACAGAUAAUCAUGAUGAUCAUGAAGAUAAUAUACGUUUCAACUCUCUCAAGAAUGUAAAUAUUGCUUAAAUUUUACUGAACCAAAAUAAUAAGCUUAGCUUAACCCUGUUAUAAGGGACUUCAGAUGCUUUGAGAAACUAGGGCAUGUUAGGGCGUGUAAACAAUUAUUUAAAUAAUUAUUAUAUAUAUGUACAACAUUUUUAUCGUCUUAUUGGGCAAUAAUGAUUAAACGAUGCAUUCCUCUUUUUACAUUUAUAUUCAGCGCAUUUGUUUUGUAUGAAUCUAAUCUUGAGACUUUAGUACUGCCUUAGAUACAGUGCCUGGUGUAGAAAAGAUGUUUCUAAGUGCCAUAAACUAUAGUGCUCAUGUUUUAUAUUUGUUUCACCACUGUGCCUCAUUAUAAUAGAAAGGGUAUGCUUAUGUUAAGGCUAGCUUUAAAAAUGUUAGUUUACAAUGCAAUUAUCUAACAAGCUGAAAAGACCCAAACUUAUUUUUGUAUGACGCUUCCAGUCAGUAAACAAGCCCCCUGCAGAGCGAACACCAAGACUUGGUUGUUGUUGUUUCCAGGGGAACAAAAAGCAUAACUCUGAUUAUAAAAGUUAUAUAAGCCAGUGUUAUGGGCAUUGCUGUGCACGAUCAUAUUGUCUCUAGCAGCUUGUGUGUACCAAGUUUCAUUUAAAUGGCUUGAAAGGUUUUUGAGUAAUGGCCAAGGUUAAAGUUUUUGCAUGAGGGGGAGAACAAAGCCGCCAUCGACAACAUGAAAGCUUUUGGAUAAUAAAUAGAUAAACUAAAAAUGUAGCUUUUCUCUUGUUUAGCAUAAGAUAUUGUCCUGUCUUCUGGAAAAAGUUUGUGUCAGCCACUGCAAAAUAAAAUUCGUAAGGAUGGCCUUAUAUAAUACAUUGCACAUUUCUGCAUGAUUGUAAAUCCAAGAGCUCAAAAAAGCCAUUUAGUCCGAAAAUAUUUAUUAUUACAGCUAUUACACAGAUAGCAUUGUCGCCUUUAUAUCUUUUUAGACAGAUAAUAUUUUAUACAACUAUAUAGUAUGUCACUAUUUGUUUCCCGUGUUAUGACCCAGUGUGGUUAACUAUCCAUAGGUCUAUCAAGAUUAUUAUUAAGAUUUAACAGUAUUCUUUUAUUUCAAUUUUACAUUGAAAUGUUUUUGUUUUUAGUUUUGUUAUUUCGAAUUCAUUAUGGUUUGUUUUAGAGAAUUUAUUGUACUUGUUUAUGAAGCUGUCUGUUUAAAUUGUUAACAUAUAAAAGCACUAGAAGAAGGAAUGUUGCAGUAAUUAAAGGCUAUUCGUAUGUCACAUUUGUUUAUCAUUUUUUUAAACAAAAAAAUACAAAACAAUUGUAUACUUCAUGGAGUUGUCACUGACAAUCUUCGUUCUUCAGUGCUGUUGACUCAAUGUAAACAUGCAAUAGGAAGUAUUUGCCACCUCUUUAAUUUCAUCAUGUAUUGUAUGCAGAACUUUGAAACUCUCAAUAUUGUUGGUGAUAAGCAGAAUUGUCUGUAAUAAGAAUAAAAUUAUGCAGACUAGCCGUUUUAAUUGGGGUUUUUAUUCUACCAUACAUAAUUAUAAAGUACUUUCCACUGAAA